Messenger RNA from Filobasidium floriforme, 993 nucleotides. Its product is annotated as putative 60S ribosomal protein L13. Lineage: Eukaryota; Fungi; Basidiomycota; Tremellomycetes; Filobasidiales; Filobasidiaceae. Bases 237 to 863 code for a protein of 208 amino acids. The transcript is spliced from 4 exons. The record is from RefSeq and is a predicted model, not a curated record. Gene Ontology annotation, cellular component: ribosome; cytosolic large ribosomal subunit. Gene Ontology annotation, biological process: translation. Gene Ontology annotation, molecular function: structural constituent of ribosome; RNA binding.
GGUGGGUGGAUGGGCGUGUGGUGGGUGGUGAGAAUGUCGGGAUCGCGAGGUCAUCUCACGCAUUUGGCAUUGGCGAGCGUCUUGCUUCCCUUUUCACCCCUCUCGGCACUUCCCCCUUCAAGAGAAAGCAAAAAGAGGUCGGUAUUCUCUCGCUCGUCGUUAUUCAUCGCCCCGUCAAGAACGUCGUCCUGACCGCAAUUCGGCACGAAUUAUAAACUUUUAUCAGACUCGUCGAAAUGGUCGCCCACAACAACCAACUCGCCAACGAGCAUUUCAGGAAGUCCAGCUGGCAGGAGCGUGUCAAGACCUGGUUCGACCAGCCCGGCCGAAAGCACUCCAGGCGUGUCGCUCGUCAGAAGAAGGCCUUGAACCUCGGAGUUCGACCCCUUCAAUUGCUCCGACCUGCCGUUCGAGCCCCUACCCAGCGAUACAACACCAAGGUCAGGCUCGGUCGAGGUUUCACCCUCUCCGAGUUGAAGCAGGCCGGUGUCCCCAGGAAGGAGGCCAAGGGUUUGGGUAUCGUCAUCGACCACAGGAGGAACCGAAGGUCCGAGGAGAGCGAGAAGGUCAACGUCGAGAGGCUCAAGGAGUACAGGAGCAGGUUGAUCGUCUUCCCCAAGAAGGCUGGCAAGGCCAAGAAGGGUGACUCUUCCGCUGAAGAGCUCAAGGCCGACACCACCCGAGUCCAGUUGGCUCUCCCUAACGUUUACGAGGCCGAGGCUCCUCGUGCUAUCACCGAAGAAGAGAAGAACUUCGAUGCUUUCUUGACUUUGAGGAGGGUCAGGGCCGACAAGAGGAACGCCGGUCAGAGGAAGAAGAGGGCCGACGCCAAGGCCGCCGAGGAGGCCGCUUCCAAGAAGUAGACGCAAAUCGUCUGCUGAAAGGGACGAGAUUGGAGGGAGACCGAUCACAACCGCGUAGUGGACUUUGUACAGCGCACGUUUUCAUACAUGAUGUUGACGAAUCCAUUGCCAAUCUCAUGAACAACUGGAC